Messenger RNA from Gloeophyllum trabeum ATCC 11539, 660 nucleotides. RefSeq lists its product as uncharacterized. The record is from RefSeq and is a predicted model, not a curated record. The coding region runs from base 1 to 660 and encodes 219 amino acids. The transcript is spliced from 3 exons. NCBI's taxonomy places the organism in Eukaryota, Fungi, Basidiomycota, Agaricomycetes, Gloeophyllales, Gloeophyllaceae.
AUGUCUCAAGGACUCGUCGACUUCUGGCAGGAAUCGCUACGUGCCAGUGACCUCCCUUCAGCCGUUCUGAACGCACUCGUGACAAAGGAAAAGAGAAUCAGCAAGGAUGCCGGAAACGUGAACGUAGCCCAUGAGACUCCAGAAAUUGUCCUUGGAAGGAUUGAGUCCGACGGACACGUUCAUCCAGUACUACAAGGGAUAACACAAAGCCUGACGUGCACGUACGACAAUGGGACACGCGACAUCGCAACAUAUGCCAUUUCCCCAAAACUUUGCGUUCCGGAUGAUUGCCUGAGGAAGACGCCCAAAAGCGUUUCCGGACUCACUAGCGAGGUGUCUGUGCACGGGAUGGCGCCCAGGGACACAUCCAUCUCCACGAUUUGCAAGGAAAUGAAGGUGCUGUGCAUGACACGCACGGAGUCAGGGCACGGGCCCGUCUCCGUGACUGGUGCAAGCCAAUCUCCGAGACUCUUACUGGCAGGCGGUGCUGCAGCGGAGGACUGGGUACUUCCGAACGCCGGAGACUACGCGGACUACAGGGACCAGUUUGUCCAAUCAUUGAUGGUCCUUCGGAGACUCUGUGGCAUCAUGCGUACGGAAGAUCUGAAGAUGGACAUAUACUUAACGCUAGCGUUACCGCUGCCGGGGGACGCUCCAUAA